This is a messenger RNA of Emericellopsis atlantica, 2170 nucleotides long. RefSeq lists its product as uncharacterized. The record is from RefSeq and is a predicted model, not a curated record. Lineage: Eukaryota; Fungi; Ascomycota; Sordariomycetes; Hypocreales; Bionectriaceae. Gene Ontology annotation, biological process: DNA-templated transcription; regulation of DNA-templated transcription. The coding region runs from base 82 to 2109 and encodes 675 amino acids. The transcript is spliced from 4 exons. Gene Ontology annotation, molecular function: DNA-binding transcription factor activity, RNA polymerase II-specific; DNA binding; zinc ion binding.
AAAGGCAGACCGUCCUUUUUUCACAUCCCCUCACGACCCGUCGUGUGUGUACAGUGCGUGUGUACAUCGGAAAUCCUUGUUAUGCGCAGCGGGAAAACACCCGUCAGCUGCAUUCCCUGUGCGAAGCGCAAGGUCCGCUGCGACAAACAGCAGCCCUGCUGCCACUGCAAGCGACGUCCACAGGAUGCCUGCGAAUAUCCGAGGCCCAUUGCGGUGCCCGAGCGUGGCCUCGACGCGCUGGGAGAGCGAAUUGUGCACCUCGAGCGUGUGAUCCGAAGCCUCGGGGGAGACCCGAACGACCUCAAUGCUGUCCAGGGACUCCAGCCCCAGCACGGUCAGACUCCAUCAUAUCCAUCGCCAGCAUCGGUGGAAUCGGCCAGGUCAUCUGCAACGGCUCGGAUUGAGCCAUCUUCUUGUGAAACAACGACGACGGCAGCUAUUGAUCGCGCCGGAUUGUUAGCGCACGAUGAGGAAGCGACAUAUGUCGAGUCGCCCAUGUGGUAUAGCUGGGGAGAAGCCAAGUUCCUCCAACACGACAACCCUGCUGUCUCUUCGCUGCGACACCAGCUCUGUCUGUCCCCGUCCAGCGGGAGCGGUUAUGUUUCCACCAUCCUCGAUCCCAUCGAGGUCCCAGACAGGGCCCGCUCUGACACACGGCGUGUACCCCGACAUCACUUCGACACUCUAUGGACCAUCUUCUUACAGAAUGUGCACCCACUUGUCAAGAUCUUCUUCGACUGGGAAGUCGAGCCAGUGAUCGAAAGGGCCAAGCAGGAGGAGGCGUCUGACUUGUCUGCGCCCGAGGAGGCGCUCUUGUCUGCCAUCAGCUUUCUGGCCACGGUGAGUCUGCCCGAAGACGACUGUGUACGUCUUCUGCACGAGGAAAAGCCACUGCUUCUGGCACACCUGCAUCACACCACCGAAGUAUCCCUACGGCUUGCCGGGUAUGCCGUGACGUCCAACAAACUUACGGUGCAGGCCUUUAUGCUCUAUCUGCACGCAAUUCGCGCCCGCGCUCAUCCAGCCGCCCUGUUCUCUCUCAUGGGCGUAGCCAGCCGGGUCGCCGAGCGGAUGGGCCUCCAUCGAGACGGCGAGAUCCUAGGUCUCAGCGUCCUUCGCAGCGAAGAGCGCCGUCGCAUGUGGUGGCAGCUGCAGUACAUGGAGCUCACCGUGGCCCAUCAGGUCGGUGCCCUGAGCCCCAGCGUUCUGGGCAAAUGGGACGCCAAGAUGCCGGCGAAUGUAGACGACAGCGAGCUAGGACCCGAGACGAAAGCCCUUCCAGCUGAUGGUACGGCGCUCACGAGCAUGUCCAACUGCCUUUGGAAGUACAGUGUGCUUCACUUACACCGUGGUGCUCGUGGAGCCGAUCGCGGUGUCCCCACGGCGGACGAGACAACCUCGAUGGUGGACAGGAUUGAGGAGAUGCUGCGGGUCAAGUUCGUGCAGCACUGUGAGCUUCUCAACCCUCUCCAUGUCAACAUGCAAGUAGCGAUCUGUCAGGUCCUCGUCGCCACGCGUCGGCUCCUUCGCCAGCCCGCCCUUAUCCAUGCCAAGAUCUCCGACAUGUCGCGCCGGGAGCGUGAUGCGCUCCUAGCGAUUUGUGUCAAGAACCUGGAGUAUUGCAUAUUGACCCAGACGAAUGAAACACUCAAGGGGUUCAAGUGGCACAACAACGCCUUCUUCCCUUGGGCUGCUUUCAUCUAUGUCAUUCUAGAGGCCAACCAUAGAGCCGAGGAGGCUACUAUCGAGGAUAUUUGGCGGACUAUCCGUCGAACAUACGAAACCCACGACGAGCUACGCGUCGCUGCCCACCGUCAAGACGUCACGUUUGCCGCGCGUAUCACGGCGAGCGCGUGGCAGAGACGUCAACUGUAUUGGCAAAAGCAGGAUGCCAGUAGUAGGCGCGAGGAAACCCCAUCGUGGAUCAUGGACGUUUGUAAAACAUUCAACUUGCCUCAACCUGGCUCAGUUACGACGGCUGGUGAACAGGGACCGCACGACGCGACCGAAGCUCCAGCACUGGAUUUUGACCUCGACUUGGACAUGAUAGACUGGUCCGUCUGGGACGGCGCGGCUAUGGAUGCAGCACUGUUUAGUAACGCUACUUAGUACUAGGGGCGAUAUAUAGUCCCUGAAUUUCUGGCGACAGCGUAUAGUUUAUGAAAGCCCC